Molecule: messenger RNA, 2273 nt
Organism: Drosophila bipectinata
Lineage: Eukaryota; Metazoa; Arthropoda; Insecta; Diptera; Drosophilidae
Source: RefSeq, a predicted model, not a curated record
UUUUUCGAUAUGAGUACUAGUCCAUACGCUCAAUUGCAUAUCGACCUUUAUCUCCCAUCACUAGAAGCGCCAAAUUCUGCAUUGCUUGCAUUUUUAUUCAAAAAGUCUGAUUGUCUUUUAAAAUAUGUGUGAUAUAGAUAACCUGAUUGACUUAACCGAAUGUGACGAAACCAAGGAAGACCAUGGAAGUUUCCAUAAAGAGGAGGAAAAGGAAAAUCAUCUCGUGGCCACAAACUGUUUCAGGGAACCCUACGAUCCUUUUGACAUGGUUGAGAACGAAGCUUAUAAUAAGGCCAUUUCUUUAAAGUCUCAGAUAGAUGAAAAGGUGUCGAGUGCCGAGUGCCAGUACCCGGAUCUUAUUAAUGAAAGUCCUCCGGUUUGCAUGCAAUCAGAUGGGUUGCCUGCAGAAGCAUCUAGGCAGCGAUGUACCAACAAUUGUUUUCAAAAACAAUUGCUGAAGCUUAAUGUUUCGCGUUUGAUGGCUGACAUGCUGCCUAAAAGUUUUGAUGAUUGCGCUCAGUUCGAAAACACCAUUUUGAGGGAAAAUUUGCAGAUGUUGGCAGCUGAGUCACCGUUAAAAUUAAUAGAGGACGACCCAUUAUCUUCUAGUGCUAAUUUCGAAGAAGAUUUAAAAAUGAUGCGCAUUCCGAUUUUGGAUGUAUUGAGUAAGGAAAAGACAUCAUUAGCCAUAGAAAAUCGCGACAGCCAACUUUCUGAAAAAAGAAAAGAGGAUGCGCCUCUGACCAAUGACCUGUCAAAAUCAAAGCAUUUAAGAAAACUUCUCCAACAGUUAAAAGUUCUGACUCGUGAAAAUAUUGACAAGUCCAAGUGGCAUCAUUUUGAUGAGAUAAUAAGUUCUAUUUUUCAAAUUAUAUAUGGAUGUACCGAUGAAAAUUUUGAAGCCAACGAAGACAAUCAAAAUGCUAAGGCAACACUUUCACUACCUUACCCGUACACACGGCAGGGGACAUUCGACCUUGAACCACAGUACAAUAAAGGAAAGAACGAUGAGAAUGUAGAUAACCAAGAGACUAGCUUCAAGUCCACCAUCGGUGGUAACAAGAUUCAAAAUUUUCCUGAAGCUAUGGUCUCUUCGACAGCGACGUUUGAUGGAGAAUCUUAUUUUGAAAAAGAUUCCUACCAAUGCCUUCAACCUUUACCUUCCAUGCAAUUGGCCGCAAGAGAUACGUUUAUGACUCAGUUGGUGGAUGAAAGUCUGGCUAUUCAGAUUAAAAACAUUUUAGAACAACAUAGCCUUACUAAGACUGCCAUUGGUAUCAUUGAACAGCCCAGCACCGAUCCAAGGACGGUAAUUUUACUAGUAAAUCCAAGAAAAAAUGAUGAGAAAUUGCAGACCCCUAUCUGUGUUAAGCCUUUAAAUCCAACGCCCAAACCUAUUUUAAAAGAUGCAGGAACGAUGCGUCGGCGAUCUUCUUCACUUUCAAUACAUGACAAGACGAAUCUGAUCAAGGAAUCACGAAAGUCCGAUCGCCAAAUGGAAAAUUUUGAGAACAUUCAACCUACGGAUACUAAAAGCACGAGCUCUACCGCGUCGUUUAAUGCAUCGAAUGCAUUUCGACAGAGGCGGAAUUCGUUUUCUACGACAAAUACAGUUUCGAAGCCAUGUGACAGGCGCUCAGUCUUGGGAAGUCGUAUAAAAACGCCGUCGAUAUCAGAGUCUUUAGUCAAGGGCCAGGGUGCUAUGAAGACUACUAUUCCAAUAAAACGAGUGGUUCCCAUUAUGAAACCUUUGGGCUCCUGUAACGAAAGUAAAGCCCUAUCCGUAUCAGCCACUCGCUGCCCUGUUCCAGAGACGCCAAUGUCAUCAAAGGGCAAGACUGGACAGAAAAUAUUUAGCACCAGCACUCCAUUACCCCAGAUGCGCUCCCAACCCCGCAGAUCGCAUAAACCUCCUCUUUAAAGACCUAAAUCAGAAGCCCAAAAACCAGAAAUCAGUUUUUCUGAUAUGUCUGAAAUUGGUCAACGUGCUGAUACUGCCGAUUGCAAUCCAUGCAUCGUCGCAUAACUGGAGGCAAUGUCGUUUGAAAGUGAAUAUAUUUGUGAUGUCUAAGGUGAAGUUAUUAACCUUGAAAGAUAAAGCGAAUGUAAAUAUGAUUAGAUCCUAAUAUUUUCAUGGUUGUUUCCCCCCAACUUCGCUAGAUAAGAGAAAGACACUAAGUUAUUGACCAUUCUAAGUUGAUUUAAAUGUUAGAAUCGCUAGUUUUAUGCUUUACUAUCUUUAUUCUAAAAUAAAAAAAAAAUGUGUUAUUUAC